Staurois parvus is the source of this 387-nucleotide messenger RNA. The record is from the annotation of a GenBank genome assembly. NCBI's taxonomy places the organism in Eukaryota, Metazoa, Chordata, Amphibia, Anura, Ranidae.
GCACCAUCCCUUGGUUCCUCCCCCUACCCACCUCUGAGCACCAUCCCUUGGUUCCUCCCCCUACCCACCUUCGAGCACCGUCCCUUGGUUCCUCCCCCUACCCACCUUCGAGCACCGUCCCUUGGUUCCUCCCCCUACCCACCUCUGAGCACCAUCCCUUGGUUCCUCCCCCUACCCACCUCUGAGCACCAUCCCUUGGUUCCUCCCCCUACCCACCUUCGAGCACCGUCCCUUGGUUCCUCCCCCUACCCACCUCUGAGCACCAUCCCUUGGUUCCUCCCCCUACCCACCUCUGAGCACCAUUCCUUGGUUCCUCCCCCUACCCACCUCUGAGCACCAACCCUUGGUUCCUCCCCCUACCCCUACCACCUCCUGGUACCGCCUCUU